Rhododendron vialii is the source of this 1356-nucleotide messenger RNA. Its product is annotated as subtilisin-like protease SBT5.3. The transcript has 6 exons. The record is from RefSeq and is a predicted model, not a curated record. NCBI's taxonomy places the organism in Eukaryota, Viridiplantae, Streptophyta, Magnoliopsida, Ericales, Ericaceae. Gene Ontology annotation, molecular function: serine-type endopeptidase activity. Gene Ontology annotation, biological process: proteolysis. Bases 1 to 1356 code for a protein of 451 amino acids.
AUGACCCACUUGGCUUUAUCCGGGAAUAGACUAAUUGAUCUUGCAUUCUUACUCUGCUAUAUAUGCACCGACUGUCUAUUCUAUAGGAAGCUUAUAGGAGCAAGAUACUUCAGCAAAGGAUAUUCAGCAAGUAAUGGCAGUCUCAACUCUACAUUCAACUCGCCACGCGACACCGACGGCCACGGAUCCCACACAUUAUCCACAGCUGGUGGUAACUCCGUACCGGGGGCAAGUGUAUUUGGGUAUGGCAAUGAAACAGCAAGAGGGGGAUCACCAAGAGCUAGAGUAGCUGCUUACAAGGUGUGUGGGCCCCCAGUGGCUGGAAACGAGUGCUUUGAUGCAGAUAUAUUGGCUGCCUUUGAUUUUGCCAUCCACGAUGGUGUUGAUGUGCUGUCGGUAUCACUUGGUGGUGACCCAGUCGCCUUCUUCUUUGACAGUGUGGCCAUUGGAUCACUUCAUGCUGUUAGGCAUGGGAUAGUGGUUGUUUGCUCAGCGGGGAAUUCUGGACCUGCCAAUGGCACUGUUGCCAACCUUGCGCCAUGGCAGAUUACAGUCAGAGCCAGUACUAUGGAUCGUCAGUUUCCUAGUUAUGUUAUUCUUGGCAAUAAAAUGCAUCUCAAGGGAGAAAGCCUUUCACCUAAAGCAUUGCCGAACAACAAGUUCUUUCCAAUUAUUAGCGCUGCGGAUGCCAAAGCUGCUAAUGCAUCAGCUGCAGACGCAAUUUUAUGCAAGGGUGGGUCACUGGAUCCUAAGAAGGUGAAUGGAAAAAGUUUGGUAUGCCUUAGAGGGGUUACUGAUAGAGUGGACAAGGGUGAGCAAGCUGCCUUGGCUGGUGCCGUUGGGAUGGUUCUUGCUAAUGAUGUGCUUUCUGGGAAUGAAAUUCUUGCUGAUGCUCAUGUCCUCCCUGCUUCUCAAAUCAAUUACACCGAUGGUGUUGCUAUCUUCAAGUAUGUCAAUUACUUAAGAUAUAUAACAUGUCCAACAACUCAGUUACCCACAAAGCCAGCUCCAUUCAUGGCUGCUUUUUCAUCAUUAGGGCCAAACACCAUUAUCCCAGAUAUCCUUAAGCCUGAUGUCACUGCACUGGGUGUUAGCAUCAUAGCUGCCUACACUGAAGCACAGGGACCAACAAAUGAAGUUUACGAUACGCGUCGAGUCCUGUUUAAUUCAGUGUCAGGAACUUCGAUGUCAUGUCCUCAUGUUUCUGGCAUUGCUGGCCUUCUGAAGACCCUCUAUCCUAGUUGGAGUCCUGCAGCAAUAAGAUCGGCAAUCAUGACCACCGGUGAGAAUAGACUAGACUUAUAUGUUCUCAGACAACUGUUAAAGGAAAUUCCGAAAGUUCUCCUAAUGCGCUAG